Messenger RNA from Chondrus crispus (carragheen), 1353 nucleotides. The record is from the annotation of a RefSeq genome assembly. NCBI's taxonomy places the organism in Eukaryota, Rhodophyta, Florideophyceae, Gigartinales, Gigartinaceae.
AUGAAAUAUAUAACAAACAAAAAUUUAAAAUGGUAUGCAACAAAAAUCUUAAGUAAUUUAAAUUUAUCAAUAAUUAUAUUGCUAAUAAUAUCAACCAUUAGUAUAAUUGGUACGAUUAUUGAGCAAGAUCAAAAUAUGAAUUACUAUCAACUGCAUUACCCUAUUAAAUCUGGGAUAGCAGAACAAAUUAAUUGGAAAAUUAUCAUAAACCUUGGAUUAGAUCAUAUCUAUGCGACUUGGUGGUUUAUUCUUCUACUGGUUUUAUUUUUUUGUAGCUUAAUUACUUGUACACUUUCUCGUCAAUUACCAGGCUUAAAAAAUGCACGUACUUGGAAAUUUGUACCACAUACAGAUAAAACAAGAUGUUUAUUAUAUAGUGAUCUUUUUAAAAUCAAAUCAUUAGCAAAUAUUAUAUGUUCUUUAAAUUUGAAAUAUUACUAUGUAUUUCAUAAAAAAAAUCAAAUUUAUGCAUAUAAAGGGUUAAUAGGUAGAAUUGCUCCUGUCUUUGUACAUAUAAGUAUAGUAUUAACUCUUACUGGUUCAAUGAUAGGAUUUUUUAGCGGUUUUACAAUACAACAAAUGGUACCUAAAGGUGAAAUUUUUCAUAUACAGAAUACUAUUAAGUCUGGAACUCAAAGCUCUUUACCUCUUAAUAUACUUGGUAAAAUAGAGAACUUUUAUAUCGAUUACAAUUCAGACAAUUCAAUCAAACAAUUUUAUUCAAGUAUUGUGAUAAUAGAUUUUUAUGGACAAAAUAUCAAAAAAGAAACAAUUUUUGUAAACCAUCCAUUAAAAUUCCAUGGUAUUACUGUUUAUCAAACAGAUUGGCAAAUCAAUUCUUUAAGAAUAAAAAUCGGUCAACAUAGUAUACAAAAAAAAGUGAAUAAAACAAAGCUAGGUAAUAAUAGUAUUUGGUUUACCAAUAUUCCUAUAAGCUCAAUAGAUCAAAUAUUUUUGAUCAUUACAAACUUGAAAAACACAAUUUUAAUAUAUAAUUCAAAUGGAGAAUUAAUAAAUACAAUAAACACAAAUGAAACAAUUCAAAUAAAUAAACAACUAUUCACUAUUACAGAAAUCAUGACAAGUACUGGAUUGCAAAUUAAAGCCGACCCUGGACUUCAAUUUGUAUAUAUUGGUUUUUUUAUACUUAUGAUUAGUGCUACUGUAAGCUACUUAUCUUAUUCUCAAAUAUGGAUAUCAGGCAUAUUUUGUAUAAAACAAGAGUUAAAAGUAACUGGUACUACUAAUAGAGCAAAAUUAAGUUUUGAGGAAGAUUUAAGAUAUAUAAUAAAAACUUACAAUCAAUUUUCAAUAAAAGCAUAUAAUUAUUUAAUAAAUAUAAUACACUUGUAA